AUGGCAGAACAUUCGAUGGCGGCGGCGACAGCGGCGGCUGAAGUUUCUUCGUCGCCCGUAAGAGCCCUGCGAGAUUCAUUUGGCGACACGAGACCUCCCGACAUCAGUCGCAAGAUUACGGCAUGUGUCUCGUGUCGAAAGCAAAAGAUCAAAUGUCACAUGUCCGCAUCUGGACCACCAUGUUCGCGGUGUCAAAAGAGGGGACUAUCGUGCACAGUCAAUCGUAGCUUGCAAAUGCUCCUGGAGAAUGAUACAUUAUGGAAGGACUCUAUGGAGAAGAAAUUCCAGACUCUCCAGGAUGCCGUCGAGAAGAUCACAGCUCACAUACAUCUUCCGAGAACCAGCUCACCGCAUCAGACGGCUUCGCAACAGGAAUCACGUGGCCAUGACCUCCAAGAGGCAUCUACACAUCGGUCUGUUCAACAUAGCCCUGGCCAACAGGGAAAUUCUUGGGACAUCAUUCUCGACCCGCAUAGGGGUGUGGGAGAUGCUCCCGGGUCCUGUAUCGGUCCUUCGACAAAUAUCCCCCAAUUCACUCACCAGCAGAAUCUGGACAUUGUCACAAAAGGAGUCGUCGAAGCUGGAAAUGCCGAGAUAUACUUCAACAAAUAUCGUAAUCGUCUGGAUCACUUUGUCUACUCAUUACUCGGUGAUCAAGGCAAUGAAUCAUUCGAUGCUCUCGGCCACAGAUGUCCUCUUUUGGCUGCCGCUGUCUGUACAGUGGGCGCUUUACAUUCCGGGUCACGGAAUACCGAUUAUGAAAGCUGCCGAAAGGAGUUGAUUGGCUUGAGUGAAAACAUGAGCCUUAUCUGA
Messenger RNA from Pestalotiopsis fici W106-1, 813 nucleotides. RefSeq lists its product as uncharacterized. Gene Ontology annotation, biological process: regulation of DNA-templated transcription. The record is from RefSeq and is a predicted model, not a curated record. Gene Ontology annotation, molecular function: zinc ion binding; transcription cis-regulatory region binding; DNA-binding transcription factor activity, RNA polymerase II-specific. The coding region runs from base 1 to 813 and encodes 270 amino acids. The transcript has 2 exons. Lineage: Eukaryota; Fungi; Ascomycota; Sordariomycetes; Amphisphaeriales; Sporocadaceae. Gene Ontology annotation, cellular component: nucleus.